Molecule: messenger RNA, 1200 nt
Organism: Colletotrichum orchidophilum
Lineage: Eukaryota; Fungi; Ascomycota; Sordariomycetes; Glomerellales; Glomerellaceae
Exons: 2
Coding region: 1-1200 (399 amino acids)
Source: RefSeq, a predicted model, not a curated record
AUGUCGAACGAUACCAGUCCAAGUGAAGAUGAUUCAGAAGCAGGCACUUCCAGGCAAGGGAGUUCAAGCAAGGCCACUCCACACGAUGACUUAUCUGACGAUGAAGACUCCCACGACGAGGUCUUCCAGAAUGAGUUCUCUCACGAUACCACUCCAGGCACUUCAGGUGAUGGCACCUUAGACGAUGGGAUCGUUAGCAAGCCCCCUUCGAAGGACGCAAGUUCGGACACAGUCCCAUCAGUCAACGCCGCCGAAGACACCAAUACACCUCACGAUACUCCUUCGAGCGACAAUACCACCGAAAAAGCAGGCAACCUCGACCAAGAUAUUAUUGCGGUAGAGGCAUUGAUGAUGCUGUGCGGGCAGUCCGAAGCUACCAACGCUUCUGGUUCCUUCAUCCCAGCUGAUUCCACAACGGCGCCCAGUCAGACUUCCACCACAGACGAUGCCCUGGCACCCAUCGCUUCUGACCGUAUCAUGCCGGCCGCUUCCGAUCCGGCGCAAAAUCAAGCUUCCACCUCAGGCGAUACGAGGUAUAGCACCAGAUUCACACCUGUCAAUCGACCCAGCAGCCAACAUAAUCGAAAGCCGGGCAUAGGUAACACUAGUCCACCAGCUCGGCGACCGCUACCGACUAUCAACGGCCAAACACAAAAAGACACAGUAGCCAAGAAAGAAGUCCAGCCUUGGCAACCGACCCCGGCGGCAGCGGUUGAAGCAGAUGUUGCAGCCGCGAGCGAGAAGCCCAAGAAGAAAGGUGCCGCAACGCAGUUGUGCGCAUGCUCGUUUUGCCGAACUUCCAACAAGAACGGAGUCGAGGUCAGUCUCAAGACGAAAAAGGAGCACACACGCGCCGACAAUGUUGUCAAUACUGGCAAAAAGCACACAAAGCCCUGUGACCGUUGUGCCAAUGGCGGCCUCGAAAACAGCUGCUUCUUCGACGGAGGGAGCGCUUGCUCGAAUUGUAUUCGGAAGAAAGAGCGGUGCUCCUUUGGCAAAGGCACGAGCAAAGGAAGAAAGAGAGAUCUGGAGAGGGUGAAGCAAGGGGAGAUGGAGGAGGAGGCACAGGAGGAUGAGAAGGAGCCGCCGGCAAAGCGGAGGCGUAGGGCUGCGACUAAGCCGGGCUCUCGACCUGCGAAGCAUCAGGCUGAGAAGUCCACUGCUAAUGGUCAUGCGAAAAGCCUCAAGGUCGACGGGUAA